AUGGGGAACCGCAGCGCGGCGGACGCGGGCGGGCUGCCGGUGGGGCGCGAGGCGGGCGCGGGGGCCCCGGGGCCGAGCGCGGCGGCGCUGGCGGGGGGCGCGCUGCUCAUCGGCGCGGUGCUCGCGGGGAACUCGCUCGUGUGCGCCAGCGUGGCGGCCGAGCGCGCCCUGCGGACGCCGACCAACUACUUCAUCGUGAGCCUGGCGGCCGCCGACCUCCUCCUCGCGCUGCUGGUGCUGCCGCUCUUCGUGUACUCGGAGGUGCAGGGCGGCGUGUGGCGCCUGAGCCCCGGUCUCUGCGACGCGCUGCUGGCCGUGGACGUCAUGCUGUGCACCGCCUCCAUCUUCAAUCUCUGCGCCAUCAGCGUGGACAGGUUCGUGGCCGUGACGGUGCCGCUGCGCUACCACGGCCGGAGCCGGGGCCGCCGCCAGCUGCUGCUCAUCGGCACCACGUGGCUGCUGGCGGCGGCGGUGGCGGCGCCCGUGCUCUGCGGCCUCAACGACGCGCCGGACCGCGACCCGGCCGUGUGCCGCCUGGAGGACCGCGACUACGUCGUCUACUCGUCCGUGUGCUCCUUCUUCCUGCCCUGCCCGCUCAUGCUGCUGCUCUACUGGGCCACGUUCCGGGGCCUGCGGCGCUGGCGGGAAGCGCGACGCGCCAAGCUGCAGGGGCGCGCCCCCCCCAGCGCCCACGGCCCCUCCCCUGGCCCCACCCCCAGCGCCCCCGGCGUCCCCGGCGCCCCCAGACCCGCUCCGGCCCCGGAUCCACCCCCGGACCCGCCCCCGACGCCCGCUCGCAGGAGGACGCGCGCCAAGAUCCCCGGCCGAGAGCGCAAGGCCAUGAGGGUCCUGCCCGUGGUGGUCGGCGCCUUCCUGCUCUGCUGGACGCCCUUCUUCGUGGUGCACGUCACCCGCGCGCUCUGUCCCGCCUGCGCUGUGCCCGCGCGCCUGGUCCGCGCCGUCACCUGGCUCGGCUACGUCAACAGCGCGCUCAACCCCGCCGUCUACACGGUCUUCAACGCCGAGUUCCGCGCUGUCUUCCGCAAGGCCCUGCGGCCCCGCUGCUGGGCAGAGCCCCCGGCCUCCCCAGGACUCGCCCGGGCGCCAGCGGAAGGGGCCGUCUUGUAGGGCCCAUUAGACAAACUCCUUUCUAAAUCCCCGGCUGUGCAGGCUCCGGGGGGCGGGGCGGGUCGUGGGCGCUGCGCUGCCCCCCAGGACCCGAAGGGGGUUCAGCUCAGCCCCGGUAGCUCGGCCACCCUAGCCUGGGCUCCUGCUGCCCGCGAGCCUGCAGGCUUGUCCUUGUUGGGGGGGGAGGUCCGCCCAGGGGCCCCAAUGCCAGAGACAACCCCAGGGGGGCGGUCUGGCAGCAGCUCCUGCCCCCCGGGGCAGCUCCAGCUCCCAGGGGUCCCCCUGGGCCCGUCCCUGCCACAUCGGGCUGAGGCUCCCCACCCGGCCAAGCUGGUGAAGAGAAGAUGGGAAUGUCCAAAACCCGGGCGGGAGGAGCCAGUUCUGGGACAAUCUG
Messenger RNA from Choloepus didactylus (southern two-toed sloth), 1522 nucleotides. It is a transcript of the gene DRD4, whose product is annotated as dopamine receptor D4. The record is from RefSeq and is a predicted model, not a curated record. Gene Ontology annotation, molecular function: dopamine neurotransmitter receptor activity, coupled via Gi/Go; G protein-coupled receptor activity. Gene Ontology annotation, biological process: adenylate cyclase-inhibiting dopamine receptor signaling pathway; adenylate cyclase-activating adrenergic receptor signaling pathway. The coding region runs from base 1 to 1128 and encodes 375 amino acids. The transcript has 5 exons. Lineage: Eukaryota; Metazoa; Chordata; Mammalia; Pilosa; Megalonychidae. Gene Ontology annotation, cellular component: plasma membrane.